GAGCGCCGCUGUCACACACUCAUCGUGAUGGCUGCCGUGUGGCGAUUUCGCAACUUUGCCCGCUGUGUCGUCCGUUUCUCUGAUCGUGAUCUCUAAAUUAUCCGUAAAAGCACGUAUUUAAACGCUAUAUUAAAAGAGGCCCCACAAAUAAGCUGAUAUGAGUUUACAUGUUUGCAAAUCACUAUUCAAUGUGAGGUGUAACUAAAUGCAUUAAAUAAGAAGUUUGAAAAUGCCGUACAAUGAUUUCUCACUGCUGUGGUGCAGGGCGUGUCUAACUCUGAGCUGGCCUCUGAUUGGCUGAAAGCAACCAAAAUACUGAUGGCACUGUUAAAGAAGGGGAAGAUGAAAAUACAGAGGAUUCUAAUCUGCAAGUUAGUGAACCUGUUAAGAAGACAAAAGAAAAAGUCUUGGGAUGGAGCUCAGUGUGUUUAGGGCAAAGUGGAUGUCUGAGCUUCAGCCCAGCGCAGGAGGAAGAAGCCUCCCAAAGACUGCUGACCUGAAGAGGAAACAGGAAAUAGCUAAAGAGGAAAAGGCCCGAGAGCUGUUUUUAAAAGCUGUUGAGGAAGAACAGAAUGGAGCCGUUUACAAAGCCAUCAAGUACUAUAAGAGUGCAAUGUUGCUGGUCCCGGACAUUGAAUUUAAAAUCAACUACAGCAGAACUCCCGAUCCAGACCGUGUUGGUGGGAGCUAUUUGGAGGAAAAUGUAAAUAAUGGUGAGAUUGAUGAUCUACUGACGUACUUCCAGCAGCAGCUCACACUGGAGGACAGCACCAUGAAGCUGUGUGAGCAGGACACAGACACGUCACAUGUGCAUAUCUCAGCAUUGCCCUUUGAGGUGCUCAUGUAUAUCUUCCGUUGGGUGGUGUCAUGUGACCUGGACCUCCGAGCCUUAGAGCAGCUGUCACUGGUGUGCAGGGGCUUCUAUAUCUGUGCCAGGGACCCAGAGAUUUGGCGGUCAGCCUGUUUGAGAGUGUGGGGCCGGAGCUGCACCAAAAUGCUGCCAUUUUCAUCCUGGAGGGAGAUGUUUUUAGAGAGGCCACGUGUACGCUUCGAUGGUGUUUACAUCAGUAAAACAUCAUACAUUCGUCAGGGCGAAGAGUCCCUUGAUGGUUUCUACAGGGCUUGGCACCAGGUGGAGUUCUACAGGUACCUCCGCUUCUUCCCUGACGGUCAGGUGAUGAUGUUGACCACACCUGAGGACCCUUUGGUCACAGUUCCAAAGUUGCGCAGCAAGAACUCCAGGAUGGAUUCCAUCUUGUUUGGCCAUUAUCGGCUGUCCCAGGAAACAGACAAUCAAACCAAAAUCUAUGUUGUUGUCUCCAAAAGAAAAGAGGAGAAGGUGGCAGAAUACCAGCGGAGCCGGUUCUGCAGGCGGACCCCGGCAUCUGACGCAGAUCGCUCCUUCCAUGUAGGACUUCAGUUGUCCUCUGGAGGGCGUCAGCGCUUCAACAAGCUGGUGUGGAUCCACCAUUCCUGCCAUAUCACCUACAGAUCAACUGGAGAGACCGUUGUAACAGCAUUUGAUGUGGACAAAAUGUACACGCCUCUGUUUUUUGCUCGAGUGAAAAGCUACACAGCCUUUUCCGAGCGUCCAUUGUAGGAUGACCUGAGCGAUGCAUGCAGAACCUGGACCCUCAAGGUUUUCACCUCACUGCCACGUCCGUGCGCUCUCCUUACUGCUUCCAGCUCCGCACUGUUUCUUAUGAAUGUACAAGAGUGCUGUGACAUUUUUAGAAUCCUACAGUCUUAACUGCAGCUACAAGCAUUGCGUUUUGUUUUCAUAAAUAGCAUGUUAAAAACAAAGAUGCAAUAUAUAUAUUAGAUUUUCUGUAAUGAAGAUUAAAGACAUGGCAUUUUGUUCUCUUUACAGCUGUAAUGAAUGUUCACUUUGUGAAUUUCAGUGAGAGCAUAUGUCUACUGACAACUGGAACAGCCAAAUAAAUGAGCUGUAUUGUCUUUUGAUGGUUUUUUAUUUUAUUUUUUAUGUGGGCCUAUGUAAAUGAUGUUGCCUAAGGAUAGGAAUCAUAAGGAAUUUAAUGCUAACGGUUCCGAUUCCUCUUAACGAUUCUGGUUCCUUAACUGUUGCACUAACAAUUUUUUAGUACUUUUGAGGAAAUGCAAUUCUUUUCGGAUUUACUGCCCUCAGCAGUCUGUUGCCAAACAGUGAGAUCAUUUCGUAUUUUCACAGAACAGAUUCUUACAAAAUGUGUUUUUACAUGGACUUUUUAAUUAAGAUCAUUCAUUCGUUAAUUUAAAACACCAAAACUUAAAUUGUGUAUCUUUAAUUACUCUGAUUUAUGUCUCACAAGUCAUAAGUACACAUAACACUAAAAAUUAUUGGUUCAUUUCAAGUCAUACAAAAUAAACUACGAAAUGAAUGAC
Myxocyprinus asiaticus (Chinese sucker) is the source of this 2382-nucleotide messenger RNA. Its product is annotated as F-box only protein 9. Bases 413 to 1600 code for a protein of 395 amino acids. Gene Ontology annotation, biological process: SCF-dependent proteasomal ubiquitin-dependent protein catabolic process. The transcript has 14 exons. Gene Ontology annotation, cellular component: SCF ubiquitin ligase complex. The record is from RefSeq and is a predicted model, not a curated record. Lineage: Eukaryota; Metazoa; Chordata; Actinopteri; Cypriniformes; Catostomidae. Gene Ontology annotation, molecular function: protein binding.